GCAAACGGACACUUGCCCUUCGCUUUUUCAUUUUCCCUCUCCAUUCGUCCGGGCUAUUGAGACGCCUAAAACUAAAACCGUGCAUCACUUUACUGAGCACUGCCACUAUUUCAGCCGCGUCCAUUCUCUUUUUUCACACAGCAUCAAGCAUCAUCCAAUUACCACACAACACAUUCCCUCAUCAUUUCCUUAACAAUUUCUACCCACUUUUCAUCUCAGCCCAAAUUUUCAAAUUCGGCUGCUGGAAACCCUAAAAUGGAGUCGGAGAUGAGCCAAUCAGGCUCCACAAUGGGCCAAUCCUCCGGGGAGCAUGGGUCGGGUUCCGGGAGGAAUGAGGGCGGUUUGAGAGCGGAGAUUGAUACUUCUGCUCCUUUUGAGUCUGUCAAGGAGGCAGUGAGCCGAUUCGGUGGAGUCGGUUACUGGAAACCCUCUCAGCAUAAGCUCUCCGAAACUGAGCAUGAGGAGGAAGAGGCUGACAUCUCAAAACUAGAGGAACAAGCAGCACUGCUGGAAAAAGAUCUGAUCGUGAAAGAAAGGAAAACACUGGAUGUUCUAAAAGAGUUGGAAACAACAAAAUUGAUUGUUGAAGAAUUAAAACUGAAGUUACAGAAACAGGCAUCUGAAGCCAAUGUGACCCUGGAAUCAAGUGCAGAAGAUAGAAAAAUGACUCCUGCUUUAAAGGAAGAAAAGAAAGAUGACCUUAACCAUGAGAAUCUUGGAGAUCAUAAUCAGAAUUUGAUGGAAGGUUUGAGCCCCUGCCCCUCUUCAGCUCCUGGUUUAAUUUUAAUGGAACUAAAACAGGCUAAGUUGAACCUUUCUAGGACUACUAAUGAUCUUGCUGAUAUUCGAGGUUCUGUUGAAUUUCUAAAUAAGAAAUUAGAAAAGGAAAGAAUUUCACUUGAAAAAACCCGUGAGCGGCUAGCCCUGAAUUCCUCAAAGAUUUCAUCUCUUGAGGAAGAGUUAAACCAAACAAAUCUAAAACUUAAAGUGGUGAAAGAUGCUGAAAUUAAAGGCAGCUCUGAGAACUCUUUGGAUAUAUCAAGGGAGCUCCAUCGACUGAAUUCUGAGGCUGAUCAGUUCAUAAAAAUGGGAGAAGCUGCACGUUCUGAAGUUCUGAAAGCAAUAUCUGAGAUUGAAGAAACAAAAAGUAGGAUAAAAACGGCUGAGAUCAGGUUGGUUGCCGUCAGAAAAAUGAAGCAAGCAGCAAGAGCAGCAGAAGCUGCUGCUCUUGCAGAGAUCAAGGCUAUCUCGUCCUGUAAGAACUCAUCAGGAGAUUCCUCACAAGCUGAAGGAGUAACUCUUACGUUCGAAGAGUAUUCAACCUUAACCUGCCAAGCUCAAAAGGCCAAGGAACUAUCCAAGAGUAAGGUAAUUGACGCAAUGCAUCAAGUUGAUGAAGCAAAUGUUUCAAGAAUGGAAAUCUUAAAGAAAGUAGAGGAAGCUACAGAAGAAGUCAAAACCAGUAAGAGGGCCUUGGAAGAAGCUCUCAACAGAGUAGAGGCUGCAAAUAGGGGAAAGCUUGCAGUUGAAGAAGCACUUCGCAAGUGGAGAUCUGACCACGGGCAGAAAAGACGUUCAGUGCAGAACUCUACCAAGUUUAAGAAUUCAUACCCGUCUCACCAUCGGAGGGAUUCCCGUUUGCUUGAUGUAAAUGGACUAAACCUACUAAGUGAUGCAUCAACACCUGUUUUGAAGCCAACCCUAUCAAUAGGCCAAAUACUUAGCAGGAAGCUACUGUUGCCUGAAGAGUUUGAGACCGGAAUAUUGGCAGAAACAGGCACCAUGAAGAGAAAGGUGUCUCUGGGUCAAAUGCUCGGUAAACCAAAUAGUGAUGUACCCUCCACUUGUAAGGCUGAGAAGGAAAACUGUCCCAAGCAGUUUUCUGGAAAGAGGAAGAAGUUUGGAUUUGCCCGGUUCUCACUACUCUUGACAAAGCAGAGUAAGAAAAAGAAGAGGCCAACUCCAAACUUGAGGUAACGUGGCUGGCUGUGCCCAUUGUUUUCAAUCAGCCUUAAUUUCUAAUUAUAUGUCCUUACCAUGGUGGACUCUCCUAUAUUCCUAUUUUCUAGUCUUCCUAGUCUCCUAUUAGCUGUUUCUGUUUGCUAGAUAUGUAUCUUGUAUUUGGUUAUUGUAAAGAUGUUUAGGAUAUUCUGCAUCUCUCAUCAGCCCCUUUUAAGGUUAAUGACUCUGCCACUCUUUGAUGUGACUGGACUAUGUGCAGGGAUGUGACUGGACUAUGUGCAGGGAUGUAAUUUGUUAUGGAAACUAAUUUGCCUUGUGAUUGGAA
Molecule: messenger RNA, 2287 nt
Organism: Hevea brasiliensis (rubber tree)
Lineage: Eukaryota; Viridiplantae; Streptophyta; Magnoliopsida; Malpighiales; Euphorbiaceae
Product: WEB family protein At2g38370
Exons: 2
Coding region: 256-1977 (573 amino acids)
Source: RefSeq, a predicted model, not a curated record